This is a messenger RNA of Penicillium riverlandense, 627 nucleotides long. RefSeq lists its product as uncharacterized. Bases 1 to 627 code for a protein of 208 amino acids. The transcript is spliced from 2 exons. NCBI's taxonomy places the organism in Eukaryota, Fungi, Ascomycota, Eurotiomycetes, Eurotiales, Aspergillaceae. The record is from RefSeq and is a predicted model, not a curated record.
AUGGAAUCGAACUGUGUUGAUUGGGACCGCAAACCGCCUAAAUAUCUUUGCGAAGUGCCAAACAAAGCAGCCAAGGCUGACUUGUAUUGCGUCUUAUCUGUGCAGCAACCCCAACAUCAUGAAGAGAAUAUUCUUGAUACCACACAUCAUGGCAACAAGGUCACAGAAAGUGAAGCCAGUCUUGAGGGACAGAUCCAGGACCGCGGGAGAGACGCAUCUGAGGAGGUCUUUGAUGAAAUCAUUGAUCCAACCUUCUACACUGAAUGCCCGAAUUUCACAUUUGAAGAUCACGCUUUCGUGGGGAGUAUUUUGGAAGGAAAGGAUAAUUUCGCCCCUUUCUUCAGAAAUGCUCAAUACUCGCCGUGGGCAGGCGUAUCAUCUAGCGAAUCCAAACAUACCGGAAUAGAGACGCCACACCAGUCCCCGGAGAACAUACCUGGUGACAGUUCAGCGGAGCCACAUACAUUUGAGAUCCUUGGACCCCAAACUCUUACUAUGGAUAGUUACGACGAGUAUGCGUUCAAAUCAUAUGAGAGCGACGGAUCCUCCUACGGAUUCGCUAUUAGCAGUGGCUGGUCAAGCACAUUUUUUCCUUGCGGAAUUGAAGAGGAGCCCCGAGACCGAUGA